AGGUUGUCAGACAAACAGUGCCUCCUAAAUCACUCUGAUUACAGGAAGUGUAUCAGAAACAACUGAAGAACAGGCCAGCCUCAUAAACACUUCACCCUCCCCCGGCCACCGAGAAACAGAAGCUUUGAUGAGAUUUUAAAAGUUGAGAAUGGAAACAACCGAUCUUGUCUCGGGGGUGGCUGUAUUCGAAUGGCUCAAUCUUAAAAUGCUCCUGAUAUUGCUGUUAGGUUUCUUACUGGUGUACUACCUCAUCCAAGCAAGGACACCAAGCCAGCUUCCCCCGGGACUUUCCUUCUGGUCUCAGUGUGGAUAUUUCUUUACUCGUGACAAGAAUCUUCUCCACUUCAAGAUGGUUGUCAAGACAUACGGGAACAUUUGCAGAGUGAAUAUGUUUUGGGUCAAAGUCAUUAUCCUGAGUGGGUUUCAGACAAUUCAGGAAGCUCUGAUUCAGCACAGUAAGGAGUUUGCCGGGAGGCCAAAUAUGCGUAUUAAUGAUUUUCUGACAAAAGGCCAAGGCAUCAUUUCAGCCCCCUAUGGCAAGUCCUGGAAACAGCAACGCCGAUUCACUGUCACCAUCUUCAGGAACUUUGGCUUGGGGAAAAUUGCCUUUGAGGUGAAAAUUCAGGAAGAGGCUCGGUAUUUGACGGAAACCCUCAAAUCAAAGUUUGAAGGUCAACUAGUUGAUCCCAAGCCCCUUAUCACAGCUGCAGUUUCCAAUGUGAUUUGCUCAAUUGUUCUCGGCCAGCGCUUCCACCAUGAUGACAAGACCUUCACACGAUUGAUCAAAUUGUUUGAUGAAGCACUACAGCUGUCGUCAGGAUUCUGGAUAAAGGCCUGUGUUGUGCUUCCUGCUAUCUACUAUCUCCCUGGGCCACACCAGAGGAUAUUUGAAAACAGGGCUGCCAUUGAAGCCAUACUUCAGGACUUCAUCAGGCAGCACCGAGAGACGCGGAAUGGGGAAAACAUUCGGGAUUUUAUUGACGCCUAUUUACUGGAGAUGGAAAAGAAGCAAGAAGCUGACUCAUUUAUGCUGGAUGGAAACCUGCUGUGUAAUAUUUAUGACCUUUUCCUGGCGGGAACUGAAACCACAACCACCACCCUUCGAUGGGGGCUGCUGUACAUGAUGGCUUACCCCGACAUACAAGAGAGAUGUCAGAAGGAGAUAGAUGAAGUGAUUGGUCGGUCCCGUGCCCCAUGCCUGGAGGACAGAGCCAGGAUGCCAUUUGUCAAUGCUGUCAUCCAUGAGAUCCAGCGAUGUGGAAACGUACUGCCGCUUUCCGUUGUGCACACAACCACACAAGACACUAGAUUUAUGGGAUACACGAUCAAAAAGGACACCCUUGUGUUAUUAAACCUGUGGUCUGUUUUGACUGAAGAGCGUCAAUGGAAACACCCACACCAGUUCAAUCCAGAGAAUUUUUUAAACGACAGCGGGGAAUUUUUCAAGCCAGAUGCAUUCAUACCUUUCUCAAUGGGACCCCGUGCUUGCCUUGGAGAAAAACUGGCCAAAAUGGAGCUCUUCCUCUUCUUCACCUCGCUCCUUCAACAAUUGGAGUUCGGCUGGCCUGACAAAACAUCCCCUCCAAACCUGGAAGGAAUGUAUCAAAUUGUGUGGGCCCCACACCCGUACAAGGUGGAAGUCAAAUGCAGGGAGCACUGAGUGGUCGUCUGAAACUAUAAGACCAUCAGUCAUAGGAGCAGAAUUAGGUCACUUGGCCCAUCGAGUCUGUUCUGCCAUUCCAUCAUGACUGAUUUAUUAUCCCUCUCAGCCUCCUCCUCCCCAUGACCUUUGACAUCCUGCCUAAUCAAGGACGUAUCAGCCUCUGCUUUAAUUAUUCAAUUCAAGUUUAAUUGUCAUUUAACCAUACAUGAAUACAGCCAAAUGAGACAGUGUUACUACGGGGUCAAGUGCAAAGACACAAUACCAACAGCCACACACAGUAAGCGCACACAAGGUCAUAAUCUCGUAAUGAGAUCCACCCCACCUCCAAACCCCGUGGCCCUGUAGCUUGAUGCCCAGGCCUUGCACAUACAAGUCAACAAUCCCAUCUAGAAUAUCGGUAAAAUACAACGACGCAGAAUAUGCACGUAUAUAAUCCAGAACCCCAUCCCCCCAGCUCACCGAUAUCAUCUGUCGACCGGCCCACUAGGCAACUCCGCAGCAUUGAAGCCCAGUCCUUGCAUAGACAGACGCAUAUAAAAUAUUAGUGAAAGCACAACCUCACAAUUCUCUAUGUACAUAGUCCAGCUCAGAUCUUCAGUUGUCACAACGGUGCUACGCCGCCCCUGGAAGAGCAUGCUGACUUGGACGCCUCUUCCCCCAGUGGCUGAAAAGCUAGUGUCCCCACAGCUUGGGUCCCCAAUUUCACUCAGCACCACCACAAAAAAAUCUGCAGUUGGCCGCAAUAGAGCUUGUCUUCUGCCGAGCGAGACACUGGGUGGGCUGAGACGUCGCAUCCGUACUGCCCCCGGAGGAGUGCCAACAGUUUUGACCCCUUGCGGCGGGCAGCUGCGCGGCCACAAAUGAGUGGCUUCAGGCCUAGUCCUUGCUACGACACAGACUGGGAGCUCCCCCUCCGUCCACCCCUAUGACUACCCAAUGACUUGGUCUCCACAGCAACCUGUGGAAAUGAAUCUACCAUCUCGCUAAAGAAAUUCCUCCUCCUCUCCAUUCCAAAGGGAUGUCCUUCUAUUUUGUGCUGUGCCCUCUGGUCCUCGGCUUGCCCCACUAUGGGAAACAUCCUCUUCACAUGCACUCUGUUUGGACUUUUCUAUGUUCGAUAGGUUAAAUGAGAUCCUCUCUCAUUCUUCUAAACUCCAGUGAGUACAGACCCAGGGCCUUCAAAAGCUCCUUAUAUGUUAACCCUUUCAUUCCUGAGAUCAUUCUCAUGAGCCUCCUGUGGACCCUUUCCAACAAUGGCACAUCCUUUCUUAGAUAAAGGGCACAAAUCUGCUCACAAUACUCCAAGUGCAGUCUUGUAAAGCCUGAGCUAUUUUGGUUCAUAGGAAUAUAAGAAAUAGGAGCAGGAGUAGGCAUCUGGCCCCUCAAGACUGCCCCGCCAUUCAAUAAGAUCAUGGCUGAUCUGACCAUGGACUCAUCUCCAUGCGCUGGGGAUGAGGCAAAGAUGAGUGUUUCAGAGAUGACACGGGGGGUGGAGCAAUCAGCUGUUUAUCUCACCAUGACUUCACUCAAUUGAAGUCAGCCAUGCGACCCCUCCAGCCUGUCCUCCCUUUCGUACACCAGCAUUUUCCUUCCAAGCGAUUCACGUUCUAUUUAGAGUCACAGAAAAGUACUGCAUAGGAAUAUGCCCUUCAGCCAUCUAGUCUGUGACAAACCAUUUGUAGUUUGACGUGCACCCAGACAAUAGACCUCCAUAACCCUGUUGCCCAAGCUUCUCUUAAACAUUAAAAUCGAGCUCUCAUUCACCACUUGCUCUGGCAGCUCAUUCCUCCCUGUCAUGACCCUCUGAGUGAAGAAGUUUCCCCUCAUGUUCCCCUUAAGGUUUUCACCUUUCACCCUUAAUCCACGACCUCCAGCUGUCCUCCCAUCCAACCUCAGUGGAAAAAGCUUGCUUGCAUUUACCCCAUCCAUACCCUCAUAACUUUGUAUAUCCUUAUCAAAUCCCUCCUCGGUCUUCUGCAUUCCAAGGAACAAAGUCCUAACCUAUUCAAUCUUUCCUUACAACCAAGGUCCUCAAGUCACAGAAACAUCCUUGUAAAUUUUCUCUGUACACUUUCAACCUUACUUACAUCUUUCCUGUAGGUGAAGUGCUCUGGGUUGCAUUAACUCUCUGUAUAAUAUUCCCCCCUGCUGUUUGAAAAUGGAAAAGAAACUUCCAUUGAAGAAUGAAUGUAACUCUACAGCCUUUAUAAUUAAAAUCCACUAAUAUCUUACCUAUGUAAUUAAUGUUCAAUAUCUUAUAGCAGAAUUUACAAAGCAAAACAUGAAAAAUAAACAGUGCCAGAAUCAUAAACACGAGAGAUUCUGAAAUUCUGGAAAUGCAGAGCAACGCACACAAAAUGCUGGAGAAACUCAGCAGGUCAGGCAGCUUCUGUAGAAAUGAAUAAACAGUCGACAUUUCGGGCCAAGGCCCUUCUUCAGGACUGGAAAGGAGGGGAAGAAGGACAAGCGAGAAAGUGUUUGUUGAAGCCAGGUGGGUGAGAGAGGUAAAGGGCUGGAGAGGAAGG
Molecule: messenger RNA, 4188 nt
Organism: Mobula hypostoma (lesser devil ray)
Lineage: Eukaryota; Metazoa; Chordata; Chondrichthyes; Myliobatiformes; Myliobatidae
Product: cytochrome P450 2J2-like
Exons: 9
Coding region: 149-1660 (503 amino acids)
Biological process (GO): xenobiotic metabolic process
Cellular component (GO): intracellular membrane-bounded organelle; cytoplasm
Molecular function (GO): oxidoreductase activity, acting on paired donors, with incorporation or reduction of molecular oxygen, reduced flavin or flavoprotein as one donor, and incorporation of one atom of oxygen; heme binding; iron ion binding
Source: RefSeq, a predicted model, not a curated record